Messenger RNA from Boeremia exigua, 871 nucleotides. RefSeq names its product thymidylate kinase-domain-containing protein. The transcript is spliced from 3 exons. Gene Ontology annotation, molecular function: ATP binding; dTMP kinase activity. The record is from RefSeq and is a predicted model, not a curated record. Bases 131 to 775 code for a protein of 214 amino acids. Gene Ontology annotation, cellular component: cytoplasm; cytosol; nucleus. Gene Ontology annotation, biological process: dTDP biosynthetic process; dUDP biosynthetic process; dTTP biosynthetic process. Lineage: Eukaryota; Fungi; Ascomycota; Dothideomycetes; Pleosporales; Didymellaceae.
GUUGGAUGGUGGCCAUGGUGUGGUAGGGUGCAGCGGAUAAGCUUUGGGCUAGUGCGCGGCGCUAGCAGCCCUAUCCGCCGCCUCGCAGGACGUUCCGCGACGCCGCAAUAUCGGAAUUUCGGUUGUUAAGAUGGCGCGCGGGAAAUUGAUUGUGUUUGAGGGUCUGGAUCGCGCGGGGAAGACGACGCAGUGCCAGAGGCUUGUUGAGGCGCUGCGGGGCGAGGGCCGCGAUGUGAAGUUUAUGCGGUUUCCAGAUCGAACAACGCCUAUCGGGCAGAUGAUAAACAGCUACCUCGCAGGUGAUAGCGAGCAGGAAGAUCACGCCAUCCAUCUCCUCUUCUCCGCUAAUCGGUGGGAGGCCGUCCCCACAAUCCUCACAGCAAUCGCCCAAGGCACAACCGUGGUCAUCGACCGCUACUACUACUCAGGUAUUGUCUACUCCGCCGCAAAGCAGAACCCCAGCAUGUCCUUGUCCUGGUGCCGGCGCCCUGAUGUCGGGCUGCCGCGUCCCGACCUCGUCCUGUUCCUGCACAUCGCGCCCGAGGAGGCAGCGGCCAGGGGCGGGUUUGGGGUGGAGCGGUACGAGAAGAGUGAAAUGCAGGAGCGGGUGAGGGGGCUAUUUGAGGAGGUUGGAGCGAGGGAGAAGGGGUGGGUCGUGGUGGAUGCGGGGAAGGGGAUGGAUGAAGUUCAGGAGAGUAUUCAAGAGAAGGUGAAGGAGCGUAUGCGGGAGGUUGAUGAGGAAAGGGCGCCGUUGGGGGUGGUGGAGGAGUGGUGAGGGUGAUGGACGGAAGAAAGUGUCUGGGUUGGAAUUGUUCUGUAGAUGUGUGGCUGCAUUGGCCACAAUAAAAGCUAUCUGGAGGGACUCUCAGGU